Molecule: messenger RNA, 1137 nt
Organism: Antrostomus carolinensis (chuck-will's-widow)
Lineage: Eukaryota; Metazoa; Chordata; Aves; Caprimulgiformes; Caprimulgidae
Gene: MGRN1
Product: mahogunin ring finger 1
Exons: 12
Biological process (GO): endosome to lysosome transport; protein ubiquitination; negative regulation of G protein-coupled receptor signaling pathway
Cellular component (GO): plasma membrane; cytoplasm; early endosome
Molecular function (GO): ubiquitin protein ligase activity
Source: RefSeq, a predicted model, not a curated record
AUGGCGGAGGAGAAGCCUUUGUUCAUGAACCCGACCUGCCUCUGCAUGAAACCAGGAUCAGUAGUCAGCAGUCAUUACCUCGCUAACGAAGUGUACAGCACAAAGAACCCCUCUCUGCAGUCGGAGACGGUUCAUUACAAGAGAGGGGUAAGCCAGCAAUUCUCCCUGCCUUCCUUCAAGAUUGAUUUCUCAGACUGGAAGGAUGAUGAGCUGAACUUUGACUUGGAUCGUGGCGUGUUCCCUGUGGUCAUCCGAGCGGUGGUGGAUGAAGGGGAUGUGGUGGUUGAGGUGACUGGUCAUGCCCACGUUCUUCUGGCUGCAUUUGAAAAGCACGUUGAUGGCAGUUUUUCCGUGAAGCCGUUAAAACAGAAGCAGAUCGUUGACCGGGUGAGCUAUCUUCUUCAGGAGAUCUACGGCAUCGAGAACAAAAACAACCAAGAGACCAAGCCUUCAGAUGAUGAGAACAGCGACAACAGCAACGAGUGUGUGGUUUGCCUGUCAGACCUCCGUGACACCCUCAUUCUGCCCUGCAGACACCUCUGUCUGUGCAAUUCCUGCGCUGACACCCUGCGCUACCAGGCCAACAACUGCCCCAUCUGCAGGCUGCCCUUCCGUGCCCUGCUGCAGAUCCGGGCUGUGAGGAAGAAGCCGGGGGCUCUGUCGCCGGUGUCGUUCAGCCCUGUCUUGGCACAGAGCGUUGACCAUGACGAGCACUCUAGCUCUGACAACAUCCCUCCAGGCUAUGAGCCCAUUUCCUUGCUGGAAGCCCUGAAUGGCCUUCGCUCUGUGUCCCCGUCCAUCCCCUCAGCUCCUCUGUAUGAUGAAAUCAACUACUCUGGUGUGGUGGAUGGGAUGCCCCCCGCCAGCCGCCCGCUCGUUGGGAUGGACAGAGCUGUGGAGAGCAGCCACCAAAAGGGCAAGCGGAGCAAGUCUCCAGAUAGCACACUACGGUCUCCUUCAUCCCCCAUCCACGAGGAGGAUGAAGAGAAGCUCUCUGAGGACUCUGACUCGCAGCCAGCGCUCAGUGGGGGUGAGCAGGUCCUGAGAGAGAACAGCUCUCCAGAAAGCGUGGCAGGGGAAGAGAUCGAGGAGGCCUCGUCCCUGCAGCAGGGUGGCCGCCCGCCCUCGGUGGAAGAU